UCGAAGACCUCCUUCUCCAGUAGGCUCACGGCUACCCCAGUCAUACACCCAUACCCGUGAACUCCUUCCCUCCUCCUCCCAUUUGGACACAGUUCUCCCCGUUCAUCAUGAUCAGCCUCCUGAAGCGGUGCUCCAAGAUCUCUCGAAAUAUAUCACAAAGGACGGAGACUAUCCUGUUGCUCGUGGCGGGUUCGGCGAAAUCUGGAAAUGUGUACGCUGAGGAUCAACUUGGUCCAUCGAAAACGAAGAAGAUCAAGAGGAUAACGCGUGAACUCAGAAUAUGCGCCAACCUCCAGCACAAAAAUAUUCUCCCCGUUUAUGGUUAUACUAAUGGCUUCGGCCCAUUUAUAGCGCUGGUCAGUCCUUGGGCGGCGAACGGAAAUCUGACCGCCUAUUUGGAGCGUGUGGGUGCGGAUCUUACUCUUUUCAGAAAAUAUAAGAUACUCAGGGAUAUCAUAGCUGGUCUCCAAUAUCUUCACGCCAACAGUAUCAUCCAUGGCGACUUCACUGGUCCUAAUGUGCUCAUACAUGACGAUGGUACUGCGUGUAUUGCUGACUUUGGGCUCUCUUUGAUGUAUUCGGAGGUUAUAAGCGCCUCUCAGGCUUCCUGGACGUCCACGCUCAAAGGAAACAUGCGAUGGAUGGCUCCUGAACUGCUUGUACCAGAGCGGGAGGAUGGAUCUCCAACUCGUCCGAGCGAGCAGAGCGACAUCUUUUCCUUUGGCGGUAUUAUGUUACAGGUUCUCACCAACAAGAUUCCCUACUAUUACCUGCCGAAUGAUGCUGCUAUUGUCCUAUGUAUAGCCAGGUCGGAAAAGCCUUCCCGAUCUCGUUAUCCUGAGCUCCCUGCAAAAUACUGGGAGUUCAUUGAGCAAUGUUGGUCUACUGAUCCUCGGGACCGUCCGUCGACAGAGGGAGCCGACGUAGUAAUCAGGAAUGAAUUUUACUCGCUGUCCAGAUCUCGUUGAUUCUUGAACUGUCUUGGAUGUAACAGUCUAUUUACAGUACAACCGCAUAGACGGCAUCAGGCAUGGUACACCACUAAACGUAGGCUCACCCC
Messenger RNA from Suillus clintonianus, 1060 nucleotides. RefSeq names its product kinase-like protein. NCBI's taxonomy places the organism in Eukaryota, Fungi, Basidiomycota, Agaricomycetes, Boletales, Suillaceae. Gene Ontology annotation, cellular component: cytoplasm. Gene Ontology annotation, molecular function: ATP binding; protein kinase activity. The record is from RefSeq and is a predicted model, not a curated record. The coding region runs from base 108 to 968 and encodes 286 amino acids. Gene Ontology annotation, biological process: protein phosphorylation; signal transduction. The transcript has 7 exons.